AGUCUCCGUGUCGUCGGGUGGUGAUCGACUCUCCGAUUUACCUACCCCUGUUACGACGAAUCCUAGUUCGCCUCGGCUCUUCAGCCCUCCUGAGCUCUUUAAAUUCCAGGCUCCGUCCACGCCUUCGGCUGCGCUCCUCGGUGCUGGGUUAGGACGAGCUUCACAUGACACCGCCGGCUUCCUCAGUGGAUUUUACAAAUCUACUUAACCCUCAGAAUAACGAGAUUGGAUCUGCACCUUCCACGACAGUGGACAGUCCCAAAGGUCCCUCUACCCCGUCUAGUACUCCGUCCAAAUCUACCAUGGCUUCCUCCGUUAGCCUCCUGCCGCCCCUUAUGAAGGGUGCUCGUCCUGCAACGGAAGAAGCGCGCCAGGAUCUCCCCCGACCAUACAAGUGUCCCCUCUGUGACCGCGCCUUCCAUCGUCUGGAGCACCAGACCAGACAUAUUCGUACACAUACAGGUGAAAAACCGCACGCCUGCCAGUUCCCUGGCUGCACAAAACGAUUCAGUCGCUCUGAUGAGCUGACACGCCACUCGAGAAUCCACAACAACCCCAACUCCAGACGGAGUAAUAAGGCGCAGCACCUGGCCGCUGCCGCUGCCGCUGCCGCUGCCGGUCAAGAAAAUCCAAUGGUUAACACCACGGGCUCGAUGAUGCCUCCCCCAAACAAGCCUAUGACCCGCUCCGCGCCUGUCUCUCAAGUUGGAUCUCCGGAUAUCUCUCCCCCUCACUCCUUCUCGAACUACGCUGGUCAUAUGCGGUCAAACUUGGGACCUUACGCUCGUAACAGCGAGCGGGCCUCAUCGGGAAUGGACAUCAACCUACUUGCUACGGCUGCAUCUCAGGUUGAGCGUGAUGAACAUUUUGGAUUCCACGCUGGUCCACGCAACCAUCUAUUUAGCUCGCGUCACCACUCCGGCCGAGGCUUGCCUUCUCUUUCCGCAUACGCUAUUUCACACAGCAUGAGCCGUUCUCACUCCCACGAGGACGAGGAUGGCUACCAUCAUCGCGUCAAACGCUCGAGGCCGAACUCGCCGAACUCGACUGCUCCGUCCUCUCCCACUUUCUCCCACGAUUCUCUCUCCCCUACCCCAGAUCACACUCCCUUAGCAACUCCCGCUCAUUCGCCACGUUUGAGACCACUGGGAGCCAGUGAACUUCAUCUUCCUUCAAUUCGCCAUCUAUCACUCCAUCAUACACCUGCUCUUGCUCCAAUGGAGCCUCAACCGGAUGGCCCUAACUACUACAGUCCUAGCCAGUCCCACGUCGGUCCCACUAUCAGCGAUAUCAUGUCAAGACCCGAUGGAACCCAACGCAAACUGCCUGUUCCUCAGGUUCCCAAGGUCGCUGUGCAGGAUAUGCUUAACCCUGCCGCCGGAUUUACGUCUGUCACUUCGUCAACGAAUAAUUCCGUCGCAGGUGGCGAUCUGGCAGAACGUUUCUAGCCGACCAUCGCUGCGAAAUCAUUUCAAUGUAUAAAAUUCCUUGGCUCAACAAAACUUUUGUGACUGCCAAACGCGCUACGAAACGAAUAGACUUUGUGUGCAUUUAAAAUGUGUGGUU
This is a messenger RNA of Aspergillus alliaceus, 1566 nucleotides long. RefSeq lists its product as uncharacterized. NCBI's taxonomy places the organism in Eukaryota, Fungi, Ascomycota, Eurotiomycetes, Eurotiales, Aspergillaceae. Gene Ontology annotation, molecular function: RNA polymerase II cis-regulatory region sequence-specific DNA binding. Bases 165 to 1448 code for a protein of 427 amino acids. The transcript has a single exon. The record is from RefSeq and is a predicted model, not a curated record. Gene Ontology annotation, cellular component: cytoplasm; nucleus.